Molecule: messenger RNA, 695 nt
Organism: Vitis riparia (riverbank grape)
Lineage: Eukaryota; Viridiplantae; Streptophyta; Magnoliopsida; Vitales; Vitaceae
Product: major allergen Pru ar 1-like
Exons: 2
Coding region: 64-543 (159 amino acids)
Biological process (GO): defense response; abscisic acid-activated signaling pathway
Cellular component (GO): nucleus; cytoplasm
Molecular function (GO): abscisic acid binding; signaling receptor activity; protein phosphatase inhibitor activity
Source: RefSeq, a predicted model, not a curated record
UCCCAACAAACCAAAUCCUCAUCCUCCUCCUCCUCCUUUGAUCACUUUUCAAACUCUAGCAUCAUGGGUGUUGUCACUUAUGAGCAUGAGAUCACUUCUUCAAUCCCACCAGCCAAGAUGUUCAAGGCCUUUAUCCUUGACUCUGACAACCUCAUUCCCAAGAUCCUUCCACAGGCUAUUAAGUGUGUUGAAAUCAUUGAAGGUGAUGGAGGGCCUGGAUCUAUUAAGAAGAUUACUUUUGGUGAAGGAAGCCAAUUCAAUUAUGUGAAGCACAGGGUUGAUGGAAUAGACAAAGAGAACUUCACAUACAGUUACAGUGUGAUUGAGGGUGAUGCUUUGAUGGGCACCCUUGAAUCAAUUUCUUAUGAGGUCAAGUUGGUGGCUUCUCCCAAUGGAGGAACCAUGUGCAAGAGCACUAGCAAGUACCAUACCAAAGGAGACUUUGAGAUCACAGAAAACCAAAUCAAGGCUGGCAAAGAGAAGGCUAAGGGCCUGUUCAAGGCUGUUGAAGCCUACCUCCUGGCCAAUCCAGAUGCCUAUUAAAUGAAAUGUUCUAUAUUGUAAUUAGUUUCUUGUGUCUUCAGUAUCAUCACUUUAAGGUGUGGUUUUCAUAUAUGUUCCUCUUAUUUGGCCAAAAGAGAUGAUAAGAUUUGUAUGCAUGCACUUUCUUGACUUGUUUGUAAUGUUUGAUUGGA